AUGGCCAAUAUUGCCCCUCAGGGCAUCGCAACUCAGCUCUCUGUCAAUGGACUGAUCGGAGUGACCUGGACUGGUGCCGGGUUAGGCAUCAUCUUCGCCUCCAUUCGCUUCGCGAUCCGCAUCCAACGCAUGAAGCGUCUCCUGGCCGACGAUUACUUCGUUCUCCUGGCCCUGGUCUUCCUUGUCACCAAUGCAAUUCUCCAGACUCUGCAAGCCCCGCAUCUUUAUUACAUGGUGUUGAACGUCACCGGUCCUGAUAUCGUCCAUCAUGCUCUCAAGUACACGCAUUAUGAGUUCGUCAUCAUCGGCAUUUUCUGGUCGGUGCUCUGGAGCAUCAAGGGUUCAUUCCUUGCGCUGUUUUGGCUCAUUUCGGAUGGCUUGCCGCAUUAUCGUCGGGUAUGGUGGGGAGUUGCAACGUUCGCGGUAUUGGCGUAUAUUGGAUGCUGGCUGGCGUCGAUCUUGAAUUGUCAUCCUCCGUCGGAUUAUUUCAAAUUCGGAAAAUGCACCAAACCGGUUGACAUCCAAGGAUCUGUCAUUUCCAUCUGCUACAGUACGGCUGUCGACAUCAUCACCGACUUGAUGAUUAUGUACCUCCCCCUCCGCAUCCUGUGGAAGACCAAGAUGAACCUCCACCAGAAGCUCGGCCUAGCAACCGUCUUCUGUCUCGGAUUUAUUAUCAUCGCUGCAGCCAUUAUCCGUGCUGUGGCAAUCACCGGCAAAGCGUACUCGGAUCAAGCCGCUCUGGCCGUCUGGAGUAUUGCCGAGUCCUCAAUCUCCAUGAUCGUCGGCUGCCUACCUCCCUUCAAGACCUUUAUCACGAGCAAUGCCAGCAGCGCCAACUACAACUACAAUUACAACUCGUCCGGGCAAGCGGCAAACCACUACAACCGCAGCGCCUCCUCAGCCCGUAUCAAAAAACGCUCCAUCACCACCAACAGCUGGAGUGGACUCCCUAUUCAACUGCAAGAGAGAAACCAGAAUGCGUACCAGAAUCUAGAGUAUGAAACUCAAGGGAAACAUGACGUACAUAUUGCAGGGGGAGUGAAUGUGCAUGCCGUCCCGUCACCAGAGAUCUCCCGCUUGAGUCUCUCAGAGGAUGACUCUGGGCAUGGUGAAAUCAGAAUGGUGAAAGAAUUCAGUGUGGUAACUUCAAAAUGA
Messenger RNA from Aspergillus thermomutatus, 1158 nucleotides. RefSeq lists its product as uncharacterized. NCBI's taxonomy places the organism in Eukaryota, Fungi, Ascomycota, Eurotiomycetes, Eurotiales, Aspergillaceae. The record is from RefSeq and is a predicted model, not a curated record. Bases 1 to 1158 code for a protein of 385 amino acids. The transcript has 5 exons.